UAAUAGUGGGGGAAGAUCUCCCUAUCGACGACGCUCAUCUCACCGUCGUUUGCCUAGACAAAAGAGAGUCACCGUCCUCCUCCGCCUUCUCAUGGCCGGUCCCUGCCUCCGCCACUCGCCCACUCCCUGCCCCUAGUCCCGAUCUCGCGCCGUCGGCCACCGAUCCUGCCCCUAGUUCCGAUCCUAGUCCCAGCCGUCUCCCCCAUACCCCAACCGCCUCCCCCAUACCCCAGCCGCCUCCGCUCAUUCCUCCCCGCGCAGAGCCGCGGCGGCCGCCUGCCAACGCCGGGACGGACUACUGGUCAGCAGGUUCAGUCCAGGACGCGGCUGGUACAGUGACACCUGGAGCCCUGCCGCUCCACUGAACUAGCGAUCCGAAGGAGCGGACGGGCGCACACCAGGUGUUCGAGGGAAUGCACCUCUGAAACGCCUUCCCCACUUAGCCUCCGGGAGACGAACGAGCAGAGUUGAGAAUGACGUUCGGGUCUGUCAUCGAGAGGAAUGUGGCGCAGCCACUCAUGAGGCUGGUCACCAUGGGCGGUGCACCGAUCCUGCAGCAGCUCCACCUGGAGGAAAGGCUGCUGCGCCGCACCAGCGAUAACUGGUGCAUCGUCAAUGAUGGCACGGCUCCUCCCACCAUUGUCAUGGGUGUCUCUGGGAAGGUCUCUGAGCUCGUCGAGAUACGGCCUGUGCUUCGAGAUCAUGUGCCAGUGGUAAGGCGUUUCAGUGGGGGUGGCACCGUCAUUGUUGAUCAGGGGACAGUUUUCGUCACCUUCAUAUGCAACAAGACUGCCAUCGCUGGGUUGCAGCCGUUUCCCCGCGACAUCAUGUCAUGGACAGGCCAGCUGUAUGGUAAAGUGUUCCGUGGAUUCGGCGAAUUUCAUCUGCGGGAAAAUGACUAUGCAUUCGAUCAUCGAAAGUUUGGUGGAAAUGCUCAGUCCAUAACAAAAGAUCGUUGGGUACACCACACAUCAUUCUUAUGGGAUUAUGAUGUGAAAAAUAUGGGUUAUCUAAAAAACCCACAACGUGCUCCUGAAUAUCGCCAGGCGAGGGACCACUCAGAUUUCCUGUGCCGCAUGAACGAGUACAUGCCAUCACGGUCAGUUUUCACUGAAGGGAUUACCGCGGCCCUCGGAGACCACUUUACGGUCCAACACACAGAGCUAGAAACAGCGCUCCCCGAAGACCACGAUGACUUCAUGCCUUCUACGAAGAUCAUUGUACGCGGUCCACAUACUACGCACCGUCGCACACAAUUUGUUGAACAUGAUAGUUUGCCCAUGAACACGCACGGUUCUUGAAUUUCAAUUGUGUGUGUUAUCUCGACUUAUCACACGCGUGUUUCGAACGAACUGUGAGCAUCAUUCUGUA
This is a messenger RNA of Triticum aestivum (bread wheat), 1371 nucleotides long. RefSeq names its product lipoate-protein ligase A. Bases 474 to 1301 code for a protein of 275 amino acids. Gene Ontology annotation, biological process: protein modification process. The record is from RefSeq and is a predicted model, not a curated record. NCBI's taxonomy places the organism in Eukaryota, Viridiplantae, Streptophyta, Magnoliopsida, Poales, Poaceae. The transcript is spliced from 5 exons.